GGACCUCAUAUGGAUUAUGGAUUCGCGACUAUUUAUGGAAGGCCACUGCCUGCGUAGAGCUCAGUUUUCGCUGCAAGUAUGUCCGGCCAAGUAGUAGUUACGCUCAUUGCUGCGCUCUGUGUGCUUUUGCCGUUGGCAUGGUGCAUGCCCAGCCAGACAACGCGGCCGGAGGCAGCGAUGACACGUCGUGAGAUCAUUAAGGACUUUGUGGCCAAAGUGCAGGCACUGAUAAUCGAAUUGAUAGAGAAACUAAAGGCGCUCAGUGCCCUCAGAUAGCAGACACAAUACAACCAAUAUAAACUGUAUAAAA
Drosophila subobscura is the source of this 310-nucleotide messenger RNA. RefSeq lists its product as uncharacterized. The record is from RefSeq and is a predicted model, not a curated record. Lineage: Eukaryota; Metazoa; Arthropoda; Insecta; Diptera; Drosophilidae. The transcript has 2 exons. The coding region runs from base 79 to 276 and encodes 65 amino acids.